This is a messenger RNA of Eriocheir sinensis (Chinese mitten crab), 1970 nucleotides long. RefSeq names its product cystinosin-like. Gene Ontology annotation, cellular component: vacuolar membrane. The coding region runs from base 141 to 1922 and encodes 593 amino acids. NCBI's taxonomy places the organism in Eukaryota, Metazoa, Arthropoda, Malacostraca, Decapoda, Varunidae. Gene Ontology annotation, biological process: L-cystine transport. The record is from RefSeq and is a predicted model, not a curated record. Gene Ontology annotation, molecular function: L-cystine transmembrane transporter activity. The transcript has 10 exons.
AUAGUAAGCACCCUCACAUUGACACUCGCACACACACGCACACGUCCACAAACAGACAGGUGUACACACAUGUGCGUCACACCGAUAAUUUCUCACCUGUCUGUCUCAGUUAUCUCCUCCUCCUCCUUCCUCAUUCUAUCAUGGGAGGUUUGAAGGAGAGGAAGUGGUGGUGGAGUGUGGUGGUGAUGGUGGUGGUGGUGAUGGUGGUGGUGUCAACUCCAGUGGUGGUGAAAGCUGAUUCACAGGUGGAGGACAGAAGACCAGCGGAGGAGACGAGAGUGGAGAUGAGUGAAAACAUACCAGAGGAAAUGAGGAAAAAGGAAAUGGAGGAAGUGGAGAAUGGAAACCAAGAGAAGGAGGAGGAGGAGGAAGAUGUGAUAAAGAAGAAGAAGGAAAUCAGAACAAUGAAGGAGAUAACAGCGAGAAGACAAGUGGAGGAGAAGGAGAUAAGAAGGGAAUGGAGACUGACGGAAGAGGAGGAGAUGGAGGAGGAGAUCAAAGAAGAGAAAGACAGAAUAAUCCAAAUGGAGAAGAGAAAAGAAGUGGAGAUGAGAGGGAGACAAGUGGAGGAGGAGGUGGAGGAGGAGUUACCUGUCCUCCACCUGUACCCAACGGAGGUCAGCUUAGUCUCCGGUGAAUCUUGCGUACUCAAAUUAAGACUCACCAAGAACCCAGCGGAAUGCCUCUACAUCAACUUCACCCUGUCGGAACCCCUGGGCAGCCUCAACCCCUCGGAAGUGGAAAUAUGCGCCGCCACCACCGACGACGCGCCACCCACCACCACCCUCACCACCACCACCCACGGCACCACCACCGUCACCGCCAUCGCCAUGCCCGAGGACCUGGUGACGUACCCCCGUAGCGGAGGAGCCUUCAGUGUUGUGUCGGUGAUGAAGUCUAAGGGCAUCACCACCACUGCUGACAUCAUGGGCUGGGUGUACACCAUCGCCUGGGACAUCUCCUUCUUGCCCCAAAUCGUGCACAACUGGCGGAGGAAGAGCGUUGUCGGUCUGAGUUUCGAUUUCCUUACGUUCAACUUCAUCGGUUUCUUCUCGUAUUUCCUCUUCAACAUGGGACUGUACUGGAUCCCGGCUGUACAGGACCAGUACGAGACCCGCUUCCCUCAAUCCAUUCUGCACGUGCGCUUGAACGAUGUCAUGUUCCCCUUGUACGCCCUCGUGUGUGUGGCUGUGCAGAUCAUCCAGUGCUUCUUCUACAAGAGAGGGAAGGGGCAGCGUGUGUCCAUCCCCUGCCGAGUCAUGAGCGGCCUGCUAAUACUCGCUGCUGUUAUCGGUUGCAUUCUGGUACCAGUGGUCGACGCUUGGCUAUGGCUGGACGUCUUGUACCUCUUCUCCUAUAUCAAGCUGGCCAUCACCUGUAUCAAAUAUGUGCCUCAGCUCUACGUUAACUACAGCCACAGGAGCACCGAUGGUUGGAGUAUCUACACAGUCAUUCUGGACUUCACAGGCGGGGCGCUGUCCCUGGUUCAAAUGUUCCUGCUCUCUGCAAACUAUGACGAUUGGCAUUCACUGCUAACCGACCCCGCAAAACUAGGACUGGGUUUGCUGUCCAUUUUCUUCAACAUUUUCUUCUUCAUCCAGCACUACAUCCUCUACCGACACGCCCCUCUAAUGGAGAGGAAACUGAAGGGCGAGGAAGGGCCUAUAACUGUCCUGGAGACCUCCCCUUCACUCCCCACCCCCCCAGCGGUAACCGAGACGGGACUGGGAGAGGGGAAGAAGGGCGAGGAGAAGCAAGAGGAGAAGGCAGGAAAGAUGGACGAGAGAAUAGAAGGGAUGGAUGAAGAUAGGGAGGAAGGGAAGGGGAGAGGAAAGGAAGCAGAGGAGGAAUUGAAAGAGGUAGUGAUGGGGGAGGAAAGGAAGAAAGAAGAGGAGGAAAAGAGAAAAGAGGAUAAACUAUAGUGGAAAGAGAGAGAGAGAGAGAGAGAGAGAGAGAGAGAGAGAGAGAGA